Pomacea canaliculata is the source of this 7231-nucleotide messenger RNA. RefSeq names its product T-box transcription factor TBX2-B-like. Gene Ontology annotation, molecular function: DNA-binding transcription factor activity, RNA polymerase II-specific; RNA polymerase II cis-regulatory region sequence-specific DNA binding. Gene Ontology annotation, biological process: cell fate specification; regulation of transcription by RNA polymerase II; positive regulation of DNA-templated transcription. Lineage: Eukaryota; Metazoa; Mollusca; Gastropoda; Architaenioglossa; Ampullariidae. The record is from RefSeq and is a predicted model, not a curated record. Gene Ontology annotation, cellular component: nucleus.
AUCGCUUUCCCGUUGGGGGGAGAUAACGAGAGUCUGGUAGUCAUUGCGAACUCACCUCGCGGACCGCGUGUUUCAAGCCAGCGCGUCCAAACCGUCAAUCAACACUCCGCGUGCCUGUCAGUCACAGAGCCCGAGGGUGUGGGCGUGGCCUAGUGGCGCCUGGGGUUUGAGGUGUCUGGCGAUACAAGCGGCUGUGCCCUCGGCCGCCGUCGCCAGCAACGUCACGGCUGCUUGUGUGGGCCCGUGUGGGCCGAGCCUCUCAAUCACAAGCCCAAACGAUUCUCCUUUUGUGGUGGUUACUACUUACCAACACGUAUUUCCUUUAGUGUGUCGUGAACUAGUCCCCACACAUUCUGAACUCAUCCGAAAAAAAGCGUUUUCUUCUUCAAUGCUUUUGCGUUCGUUUCACCGAGGGAAGCUUAAAACUCGCGGACUGACUGAGGGAAGCUAAUUAAUUCAUUCGAGCCCGACGAAACUCUGGGAGAGUGUCAGCCCCGCUGUGUUGACACUCCGUCAGCACUGAUAAAGAGCUCACGGUCCGGAGACAGGCUGUCUGCACCUCUCGCCGCCAUGGCCAGCCCCGCUCUUCACUCGCCACCGCUGAUUGGUCCGCUCCGCGCAGCCGACCAAUGACGACGCCGCUCCGUCAGACGUAUGAUGUAUCGGGCCUGGAAAUAUUGUCGAUAAGCGAGCCUCCGGCGCUAGGCUUGUCAGUUGCCAUAUAUCGUUUUUCUGCUUGCCUCGCACGAGGGUUUGUUGAGAGAGCCACUUGGUUCACUCUCUAGCCUUUGCUACCGGGGGCCAGCUGUACACGUUGGGAGCGCCACUGGGUUGCAGUGGUUCUUCGUCGGUCGGUCGCCGUGGUGGUGGUGGUAGGCUGCAGCGGUCGAUGUUUUGUGAGGAGAACUGUGAGAGCAAGGUCGGAGGUCACAGCGAGGAGAAUUUCGCUCCGAUGGAAGGCUGGGAGAGGUCCUGCUGCUACUGCGUGUGACAUCGAGGGUUUCUGUCCCGUCUGCCGAGUGGAAUGAGUCUCCUGGCGGCUGGAGCAAGUAACCUUAUAUGACAGUCACCGGGUGGUCAUGUCAGUCUUGUCGUGUGUGUGUUUGUAGCUGUGAAACGAGACGCGAGACACUGACGCCGAGAGAGACGAGGAGGGAGGAGAGAGAGAGAGAAGAAGGACAGACGCUGUGGUUGUUGUCCUGUCUCGCUUUGCAGUAAGAACAUUUCACCUUGUUUUAGUCUCCACGGUUACCAGACCAGCCAGCCUCCAUCGAGGAAGGAGAGCGCAGGAUGGCUUUCCCUCAUCAUUUUUUUCCUCUCGACUACUACGCUGGCCAGGCCCCGUUCUUCUCGCCUCACCUGGGCUAUCACACCAUGUCACCUUUGCUCAAGUUUCCUCUCCGGGGCAACGCUCUGCUGCCCUCAGAGUUCUUGCAUGCAGCAGACCCCUACGGUGCCAUGAGGGGAGUCGGGGUGCCCCCACCGCUGGAUGGUGGGGUGGACGCAGACGUGAAGGAUGACCCCAGCGCUGAACUCGAGGGUCUGGACUUGUGGAAACAGUUUAACAAGCUGGGCACGGAGAUGGUCAUUACCAAGUCAGGCAGGCGAAUUUUCCCGCCAUACAAAGUGCGACUGUCGGGGCUGGACAAGAAGUCCAAGUACAUCCUGCUGAUGGACAUCGUGCCUGUCGACGACUGUCGCUACAAGUUCCACAACGGCAAGUGGAUGGUGGCCGGCAAGGCCGACCCCGAGAUGCCCAGGCGGGUGUACAUCCACCCAGUCCCCAGCACGGGUGAGCAGUGGAUGCAGAAGAUUGUCUCCUUCCACAAGAUCAAGCUGACCAACAACAUCUCGGACAAAAACGGAUAUAACAUCCUCAACUCCAUGCACAAGUAUCAGCCUCGCUUUCACAUCGUGCGGACACAUGACUUGAUGAGGAUUCCAUACAGUUCCCACAAGACCAUCAUCUUCCCGGAAACGGAAUUCAUUGCAGUAACAGCGUAUCAAAAUGAGAAGAUCACACAACUUAAAAUCGAUCACAACCCCUUUGCCAAAGGGUUCAGAGAAAACGGCGGAGGACGUAGAGAAAAAAGAAGAAGUCUCAUGAGCGCCUGUCAGAGCAACUCCGAGUCACACGAGGAGGGGGUCGCGUCGUCGGCCAGCGAUGAAGAUGACGACGACAACGUCGAAAUUUGUGUCGAUGAUGGCGAAGAGGAGUCAGCUCAGAAAGACGAUGUCGCGGCGUCGCAUGACUCCGAUUCAGGCACCGAUGUGGAAGAUUCCCCAGAAAAAUGUCGAGAGAUUGAAGACACGAAUCCACCAGAGGCUCAACCGGAAGUGAAACAAAGCACGCCACUGCGCGUGCCCAGUGUGUACAACAAGCAACACGGCGAACAAGUCUCCCUCCCGCCAUCUCUGGAUCAGCGAAAUUUUGUGUUUGACCAGGGGUCAAGAGAGUGCAGGGGGAAAUCACCCUCCCUGACGCCCCCACCACGUUCUCACCCUUACAUUCAGACUGCUCAUCAACACCACCAUCAACCACACCGUCCAUCCAAGUCGUCGCCGUUGUCGCCAUGCACCAGAACGGUUCCAGAGUCCAGACGAGGGUCCUCCCCGGCGGAGGUAGCUGCAGUCUCGAUGACGACAUGUCACGUGUCACCAGUGUCCCCACCGCGUCGGAAACCGAUUGAUUAUUCGGUCAGCAGCCUGUCCCGUCCGCACGUGGCGGAAGUGACUCCUCACCGGAACUUGACAACCCCGCCUUCGGGGUCAGUGAGUGAGGGGGCGGAGGUGAAGGAAAAUAAGCCGGACUUGUUCGAGAAGGAGAACCGCUUUCUGCGAGAGCAGCGGAAGUGCGCCAAGGACCCACAGAGCCCACCUAACGUCACCGUGUGCCAGCGGGCCAUCGCCCACCCGCUGUACCCGGUGUGCCCUCCCAACGCCCUCUUCCCCAGCGCCUCCUCAGCCUUUCACCACCCGAUGACAUCGCUGUACAUCAACACCGGUCCGUUGUCCGUGGCGGCUGCAGCAGCCGCAGCUGCCGGCCAGCACCGCUCGCCUACUUCUCUCCCACCUACCGCUUUCCCCGUCACCCCCGGGCAGUUGCAGCACGCCAUGGCCUCGCACCCGGAACUGGCCGGCCACCCGGGUCACCCUGCCGCUGCUGCCGCGUUGUCGCUUGCCUCGGCUCACCCACUGACUUUCUUUCACCGCCAGAGUGGAACGCAUCCUCUCUUCUCCACCCGCCUGCCGCACCUCGAUCCCUCACCUCGCUUCCACCCGUACGCCUUGACCCCCGUCACGCCCGACGCCUCAGCUGCUUCGUCCCUGGGACUUCUCUCUAGCAGCCCCAGCCCGGCCAGUCCCCCGGCCCCUUCGGGUGGCUCGCCCUUGUCCCACGGGGGAAGUGGAGGCAGCAGGUUCCACGAAGGUCUCACUCCUCCCGGGGUGGUCAAACCCGUGCCCACCCGCGAUGUGCAUCACAAGCUGACGUCAUCACCGGAAGGCAAAGUGUCGGCAUGACGCCAGUUCCAGGCUCGAAGUACAGAAGCCAGAAGUAGAGGUGGUGGUUGAACCCGUCGAGGACUGUAGAGCCGGACGAAGAUGGUGAAACCACGAACUUGUAUUACUGGACUGCUUGCAGACGAUUUUUUUUUUUUUAGGUAACUACUAAAACGAGGCAGGUGUGUACAAAGCUUCCGGUUUAGUCACAUUCAUUGUUUAUGCUCGCCGCGACUACCAGCGGAGAACUUUGCAAGAGGCUAACCGUUGGUCUCGGCAGACAGACAGCAAUCCUGUACACAUCCGUGGUGAAAACUUCAAAGUCUGUCCUACCUGAUGCGCAUGGCCUGGGGUUGUGACGCAUGCGCCUUUGCGCCACAAGUCACGUGGUAUGUGCCAGCAAACAGUGUAGUAAGGUCACCAUCCCUUUGUCUCCCCAACACCCACCCUGGACCCAACUUGUAGGAUUUUGGGGGUGUGGGGCAGGUGUGGGGGAGACACGGAUAAAAACAAUAUUUCUGGUUUCCUUAAGCUAGAUGUUUGAUUUGCUGCUCCCUAGGGGACAGUGAGUCUACGAUUCUCGAGACAAGUCAGAAAUAUUUCAUGCAGACAAUACUUCGUGGAGAGGGCUUGACCCUGUGAACUGACAUUUUUUCGCCAUUAGAACUGGAAGAGAAGUCCAGUUUAUGCUACAUUAUUUAAAACACGAGCAUACAAAUAUUUGUAGUUCUUGAGUAGAGACUCACUCUUUCUCCUAAAUGUUCCUCGCUACCCUGCAUGUAACUGCCAAGUCGAAACACAAACAUUCGUUGAAUGAAUGUCUACCUGGCUUCUACCAUGGAUGUAAACCUUCUCUUCGACUUGGAACCACUGGAGCAAACUUGGGACGAUGUCAACCAAUAUCGUGUAAAGAACGGCCCACAUGUCCCAAUAAUUGGGCUUUGUUUUUGUUUCUCUUCUAUUUUUUAAAAAGUUUGAUUACUUUAUAAAACUUUAUUUAUUUAGUUAUGCCGAAAUGGCGGUACGAAUGUUCAUUCUGCAAAGAGAAAAGGUCGUCGAGGCAAAAUUAAAUGCAAAAUUUACUUUGUUGGUUUAGGUUUCACGUAAACAGCUGAUCAAAAUUAUUUUCGAAAAGCCACCAGCUAUAAUUAGAAAUUUCAACGGCUUUACAGAAUAUUUAGAAAAAAUAUUAUGUAAGUUGUAAAUUAUACAAUUGAUCACCCAAACUAUUGCUAAAGCUUACUACAGUAGAUGGCAGAGGAUUUUCAAAUUUGUUUGACAAGAGUCGGUGAAAUAUGUUUACCAUGCUUACAAAUGUCCACCUGCCUCACACGCAACCAGUUUAUUUAUCCAGUUCGUACAAGCGAAGUUUGAAGAAGUAAAAAUUAUUUUUUAACUGUUAAACAUCUUUUUUAAAUCCCACACAUCAUUUAAAAUAAAGGUGAAUGAAAAUACACACCCAAAUCAGCUCUGGAAAAUUUCCCCCCACACAGUAUAAUCGCUUCUCUUCUAAUUUAUGUGAUGUUAUGAAAAAUUUGUUAAACUUUAAAAAAUAAAGGCAGAGUGUGGACAUAAAUGUUGAUUAGUGCAGCUUUUUACAAGUUUGAGCGAAAUAAAAAGGUUUUGACAAAAGUCAGUCGAUCCUACAGAAAGGAAAUACUGGGAUUAAUAAAGAAUGAAGAAAUACUAAUAUUUAAGCUCCGAAAUUAUGGUUAUGGCUUAGAAAUAUUAGAUGUCAAAAAACCGAAGCCUUGAUUACAGUUGUAUAAAGUAUUUUUCCUUACUUUAAUGGAGUCAGGAAAAUAUUUAGUAGCAAGGGGAUCCUGGAAGGAAGCAGGCGUUUAACCUUACACUCACAAACUGUGACCCCAGCGGAAUACAGAAAAUUUGUGGGCGAUUAAACUGCCAAGAAAGCAUAAAGCACAACAUCAAUAAUAAUUAAAUGACUCAUUCUCCUUCUCACAAAAAAGAAAAAAAAAAAGAAAAAAAAAUGUUUGAAAAUUGUGGAGGACUUACCUGCCAGUCUGUGAUACAAGAAAUUUCUAAUCUCGAACUUUGGUGUUUAGUAAUAUAAAAAUCUUGUUGUAUAUUUCUAAUUUUCUUCUAAGAAAAUACUGAGUUGUACAUGAAGUGUGUUUUAGUGAAAUUCUCUUAUUUCUGAUGUACAGAGAGUGCGGCUUGUUGUUGAUGUGUGAAUGACAUGCCGUGCGGUGAGUUUUCCCUUGUAAUAACUUUUUCUUAUCGUCACCAUUUCCCCCUUUCCGUGAAAAAAAAUUAUUUAAAAUGUCUAGUUUUUGCUUUUCUUUCUACUCUCUGUUCAUUUCUCUCGUCUCUCAUUCAUCUUGUUUAUUAUGUUGAAUAAUAAAAAUAUGUCAGGGUAGUUACGGUUGGUUUUUUUUUUCAUGUCUUCUCAUUCAUCAACGAUUCUUUUCCUGUCCUUUUAUUUUCUCAUUUCUUUCUCCUCCAGGGUGUUUUCUACCCACGGAAGCUCGACAUGACAAAACAAAGAAUUUUGCAUACUUUACGAUCGUUUUGAUUUUUCCUUGCAAUUCAUGUCUUGAUUUUUCGAUUUACAACUAUUAGAAUUAAUCACCUGAAUGGAGUAGGAAGCAAUAGAAGCAAUUCACAAACAGGAAAUUCUUCCGCCUAGAAAAACAAAAUCCAUGCGCUGUGUGAGAAUGUUCUGAUAAUUAAGUCCCUACGAACGGACUAAUUAUCUGUUAAUAGAAAAAUUGCGCGUGGUUAAAACAUCUGCUAGGUUUGAAAGAUGGUUGACUUUUUUGUAAUUAGCAAUAGUAAUUAUUUGAGGUCGAUUUUAAAUCAGUAAUUAUCAAGCUAUUACAAAAUAAUUGUGCGUGCGUGUGUUUGUGUGUUAGUCUCGGAUUUGGAUCCAGUGAAGCUUGAAAACUAUUUAGUGCAGCAGGAAUGUCAAGGCUCUCAAAUUUUUGUUUAUGUUUACUACUACUGUUGACAUUUGUCUUUGUCUGCUCCCUACUUUUUGCAAUGAUGACUAACCAAACCUGUUGUACGGAUCCGCGAAAUGUGCUUUCCACCUGUGCGCACCUGCACACGGGUAUCUUGUUCACAUGUGAGAGAGAGAAAGAAAGAAAAAGAGAAAUUGGCAGAGUAUUUUAUAAGUUCUGCAAUUAUUAUUAUCAUUUUUUUUUAAGCGAGAUAGAAUUCAGUUCAUGUUGGAACCAUGAAGUCCGACAUGUACGAAGCUUUCUUUGCUUACCUCUGGUCACCUGUUUGCUGUCGUGCUAUAUAAGGGUGGAGGUGUGUUUGAUGAACACCAACUCAGGUAAAAUGGUGAUUACUGUGUGUGAGGCGCUCUUACCUACUUGAUGGCAUUGUACCUGAGUUGUUUUAUCUUAAUUGAAAAAUAAUUCCCCUGACAAGAUGUUUAAAUGUAGCAGGGGUACAGGGUGAAGAAAUUUCUUUAAAAAAAAAAGUCGUAUGUAACUGCUAUGAUGGUAACCAUGACAACCGUUCUGGUCGGAACGAGUAACAGUAACCUGCGCGGCCUGUGAUUUCUUUGUAGCUUGGAACACGUGACCUCUGCUUCAGGGAGAUGCUGACCCCCGACAGAAGCAGGAGGAUGUGGGUGGGGACGGUUUGGGCCUCUGUAGAUGUGUUGUGUGCAAUAUGUACAUAGUUGCUGCAUACUUGCGGACUGGCCAUUGUCAAGCCUCCUCACCUGGCUGUCAUUAAAAUGAGGGGAAAAAUCAAA